Messenger RNA from Vigna radiata var. radiata (mung bean), 1744 nucleotides. RefSeq names its product protein DETOXIFICATION 56. The transcript has a single exon. Gene Ontology annotation, molecular function: xenobiotic transmembrane transporter activity; antiporter activity. NCBI's taxonomy places the organism in Eukaryota, Viridiplantae, Streptophyta, Magnoliopsida, Fabales, Fabaceae. Bases 1 to 1527 code for a protein of 508 amino acids. Gene Ontology annotation, biological process: xenobiotic detoxification by transmembrane export across the plasma membrane. The record is from RefSeq and is a predicted model, not a curated record. Gene Ontology annotation, cellular component: membrane.
AUGUCAGCAACAUGUAAAGUAGGAGACAACCUAAGCUUAAACGAUGAAACUAAUCAACCCUUGUCACCUCCUCCUGCACUACAAGACCAAAACUAUGCAGCCAAUUCAGUGAAGAUGCUGAUCUCAGAGCUAAGAGUUCAACGAGGAAUAGCCCUUCCAAUGGUAGCCAUGAAUUUGGCUUGGUUUGCCAAGACAGCCAUCACAACAGCUUUUUUAGGCCGUCUCGGGGAGCUCAGCUUAGCAGGUGGAGCUCUCGGCUUCACUUUUGCUAAUGUCACUGGCUUCUCUGUUCUCAACGGUAUAUGCUGUGCCAUGGAACCCAUAUGUGGCCAGGCUCAUGGUGCCAAAAACUUCAGGCUCCUUCACAAGACCCUUCUCAUGACAAUCUUAUUGUUGUUAUUGGUAUCGCUUCCCAUCACUUUCUUGUGGCUUAAUGUUGACAAAAUUUUGAUUAAUUUUGGCCAACAGCAAGACAUCUCCAUUGUGGCCAGGACCUAUGUUUCCUCUCUCAUACCCGACUUGUUUGUUGCCUCGCUCUUCUGUCCCUUAAAGGCCUACUUGAGCUCUCAGAGCAUAACUCUUCCCACCAUGUUUAGUUCGGCUGUGGCACUAGCUUUCCACAUACCAGUUAACAUAGUGCUCUCAAAGACCAUGGGCCUCAGAGGAGUCGCCAUGGCGGUUUGGAUUACUGAUCUUAUUGUUGUGAUCCUGCUAGCCAUUUAUGUUUUAAUUAUUGAGAACAAAAAGGGAAGCAUGUGGAAGGAAGGAGGGUGGUGGGAUCAGAGCGUUGAGGAUUGGAUCAGGCUGGUGAAGCUUUGUGGAUCAUGCUGCCUCAACACGUGCCUUGAAUGGUGGUGCUAUGAGAUCCUGGUUUUGCUUACUGGCCACCUCAAGAAUGCUAAGCAAGCCGUGGGAGUUUUGGCCAUUGUGCUAAACUUCGACUAUUUGCUUUUCUCAGUGAUGCUGUCGCUGGCCACAUGUGUUUCCACCCGUGUCUCAAAUGAGCUUGGUGCUAACCAAGCUGGCCUUGCUUACCGAUCAGCGUAUGUGUCUCUGACAUUGGGUUUUAUCUCUGGUUGCAUAGGCAGUUUGCUGAUGGUGGCUGCCAGGGGAAUUUGGGGGCCACUGUUUAGCCAUGAUAGGGGAAUUAUAAAGGGAGUAAAUAAGACAAUGUUGCUGAUGGCUGUGGUGGAAGUGUUUAAUUUUCCUUUGGCAGUUUGUGGAGGCAUAGUUCGAGGAACAGCACGACCUUGGUUGGGCGCAUAUGCGAAUCUAGGUGGAUUUUAUUUCCUGGCCUUGCCACUUGGUAUUGUUUUUGCCUUCAAACUCCGUCUUGGCCUUGUUGGACUCUUCAUUGGACUUCUUGCUGGUAUAGUUACCUGCUUGACGUUGUUAUUGAUAUUCAUUGCACGGUUAAACUGGGUGGAAGAAGCCGCCAAGGCACAAACACUGACAAGCAUCGAGCAGGUUAAGGAACUUCCCAAAUAUGACGCAGAAACACGAAUAGACGCCCGUGAAAAAGUAUAAGUGUAUCAAAGUAAUUACAAAUUAUCAUCUUCAUCUAACCAUGUUCAUACGUAUCUCCAACCACCGGGCCUAAACGAAAAAGACAUUGGAGGCCAUACAUACAAUAUCUCAGUUGCUUGUCGUGUCAUCCCCCAUUUUUGUUAUUCAGUGCUCAAGGACUUUCUUAAAAAUCCCUUUAAAGCAACCCAUAUGAUUUACCAGUCAUUUUAUGUCCCUU